GCGACGGACCAAGAUGGCGGCGCCCAGCUCCCAAGCCGCGGCGCUUGUCCCCGAGACCGAGGAGGGCGAUUUGGGGGGCAAAGCCAAGUCCCCGGCCAUCACCCCCCAGAAGAUCCGGGAGCUGAUCGAUGAGGGCAUCGCCCCGGAGGAGGCUGGCCUGGAAGGAAAGGACACCUCUGCCUUCUCUGACGCUGCCAACGGGCCCUCCCAGACUGACGACCUGCCUUGUGAAACCACCAGCAGAGAAGCCUUCUUCAGCCGCGUGGAAACGUUCACCUCUCUCAAAUGGGCUGGCAAGCCCCACGAGCUCUCUCCCCUCAUCUGCGCCAGGUACGGAUGGACCAACAUCGAGUGCGACAUGUUGAAAUGCGCCAGCUGCCAGGCCUACCUCUGCGCCAGCCUGCAGCUGGCUUUCGACUUCCGCAAAUACAAGGAGAGGUGUUCAGAGCUGAAGAAAGCUUUGUCGACUGCACACGAGAAGUUCUGCUUCUGGCCAGACAGUCCCUGCCCAGAUCGCUUUGCCGUCUUGAGGGUCGACGAGCCCCUGGCUCUCCUCGGGGACUUCCUGGAGCGCUUUCAGAGCCUGUGCCAGUUGGAGCUUCAGCUGCCCGCCCUGAAACCGGAAGAUCUGAAAAACAUGUCUGUGUCCGAAGAGAAGAUCAGCCUCCUGCUGCACCUGAUUGAGGAGGAGCUGGACUGCAAAGCGGAGGAUGAGAAGCCUGCCACCAAGCGCCCGCCGGACCUCCUGCAAGUCCACGUCCCUGCCUGCGUCUUGGCUCUAUGCGGCUGGGCUAGCAGCCCUUCAUCCGGAUCCAUCCCCCUCCCUUUGAUCACCUGCUGCCGCUGCAUGAGGAAGGUGGGGCUUUGGGGUUUCCACCAGGUGGAAUCCGCUGCACCCGAGACGGAUCCGCCCACUGGCCUGAUGGCCACACACCCCAAUCCUACUGACGGCCGAUCAGACAAAGCACCUGCUGUCCCCACCUCUCCGCGUCGGAUGAUCACCCGAAGCCAAGACACAACCUUUCCUCCGGGCCAUGAACAGCGUGAGAAGAGCCCUUCGCCGGUGAUCAGCCGCAUGCGGAGCUGGGACAGCUCGAGCUCCGGCGAACGCCUCGAAGGAGAAGCGGCCAGCCCCACCACCCGGAGCCGGCCCGUGACCCGCAGCAUGGGGCAAGGUGACUUGAGCGGCCUGGGGAUGGAGGUGCCGUCCAGCCCCCAUCGGAAGGCCAAGAGGGCACGCCUGUGCUCUUCCAGCAGUUCGGAUUCAUGUGCCCGGAGCUUCUUCAGCCCUGUCUCCCAGCACCGGGACUGGUGUCCUUGGGUCAACCCGGCGAAGGAGAUGGAAGCCUCUGGGAAUAGCGAAGACCAAGGAGACGGGAUGCCCAGGAAGGUGGAUCUUGGCUGGCAAGCGGUCCUGAAGGUCCUUCUCUCUUCCAAGCAGACCGAUAGGCUGGCGGAGAUGGAAUCUGAGAGCCUCUCAGUGAAAUCCAGUAAGGUGUUCCGGAUCUUCCGGCAGUGGGAAGCGGCCUCUUCCUCCAGCCUUUGAUGGCGUCAAGGAAAUGCGCAUGCUGGGUGGGACUUCUGUUUGUUUCGUUCUUAAUAGAAAAGGCUAUGCUCGGCGUUGGAGCUUCGGCUGUCUGGGGAAGAACAAGCCUUGCAGACCAGGGCAAUUUUUGAGGGCCGUGCUGACAGUUGAAGAAGGAUCACGUGUAAUCCUCAAUCGUCAGCUGCCAUUUUUCUUCCUCCAUUGGUUUCCCACGAGGGUUUCCGGAAGUCUUUGCGGCUGGCAGCCAUCGCUCAGGCAGUUCUGCGCCUCGUGCGUGGGAGAAUUCCACGGGACGCUCUUGUCCAAGCCGCGCAUCGAUCCAUUUGUGCAGGAAGAAACGAAGACGGGCGGCUUCUUGUAUUGUGCGUCGGGGCAUUUCUGCACCAUCGAUUCCUCUUUCUGUCUCAGCCCGGUUGCAAGGGAUCCUGGGAAGACACUGAUCUCGACCUUGGGAAUAUCUGACAGAUUGUUCUCAGCACCUCCACUGAACUAUGGUUCCCAGAAUUCUGUGGGGGGGGGAUAGUCUUACGGGAUUUAAAAUCCCUUGGUCCUCUGAACGCAGCCCUCCUCUUAAGUUGACACAUCUGCUUUUCCGAUUAAGGGCUAAGCUGUACGAUGCUGAAAUUCUUGAGCUGGAGCUUGUAUAAUUUGGCCCUUUAAAAGUAGCUGGUGGGGAUGGGGGAAGGCACAAUAUACACCAGGGAUGUGACAGGGGAAAGAGGAGAAGGUAAACAGGAUGGAAGGUGAAGGUUACCCCCCUGAACCCAAGUGACAUUUUGAAGAUCCAAAGGACACAUCUGGUGUUCCAGUUGGCAAACUUCAACUGGCAUAGCUCAUGGUUUGGCCUAAACCGAGCUCCCCCCCCCCCUCUUACGCCACUUCUGUGUUAACUGCUCGUUGGAUAUUAACUGUCAAUAAAACAUUUCACUGCCUUUUUAUUUUUA
Heteronotia binoei (common prickly gecko) is the source of this 2490-nucleotide messenger RNA. It is a transcript of the gene ZC3HC1, whose product is annotated as zinc finger C3HC-type containing 1. The coding region runs from base 14 to 1546 and encodes 510 amino acids. The transcript has 10 exons. Gene Ontology annotation, molecular function: zinc ion binding. Lineage: Eukaryota; Metazoa; Chordata; Lepidosauria; Squamata; Gekkonidae. Gene Ontology annotation, cellular component: nucleus. The record is from RefSeq and is a predicted model, not a curated record.